Molecule: messenger RNA, 1224 nt
Organism: Closterium sp. NIES-65
Lineage: Eukaryota; Viridiplantae; Streptophyta; Zygnematophyceae; Desmidiales; Closteriaceae
Source: the annotation of a GenBank genome assembly
AUCGACCACGUCGCCACCUUCUCCAAUGACGAGCCGCCAGCUGUCACUCGUGUCCUGUUCACGGAGAACGACGUGAGGGCAAGAGAUUACGUGAAGACGCUUAUGAGGGAAGCGGGGCUGGGUAUAAGAGAGGAUGCUAUCGGCAACAUCUUUGGCAGAUGGGAGGGGUCCAAUGAAUCGUUGCCAGCUGUCGUCACAGGGUCGCACACGGAUGCGAUCCCAUUGGCCGGGAAGUACGACGGCGUUGUGGGGGUGCUGGGAGGGAUCGCAGCAGUGCAGGCGUUGAAGCGGGCCCGAUUCUCCCCCCAUCGCCCGAUCGAAGUGCUCAUGUUCACCUCUGAAGAACCCACCCGCUUCGAGAUCGGCUGCCUGGGCAGUCGCAUGUUGGCCAAUCAAACUGGCUAUCUCGAUCGCCUGCUGGCGCUCCUGGACAAAGACGGCCGGCCAUUCGCCGAGGCUGCCGCUGAAGCUGGUUACGGAGAGGUUCGGAACGCAGGUUCGGUGGCAGCUGUGGCUUUGGGUCGGGAACAAGUGGGCGCUUUUGUGGAGCUGCACAUCGAACAAGGGCCGCUAUUGGAAGACCAAGGGCUGGACAUUGGCAUAGUGACAGCAAUAGCGGCGCCAGCAACACUGAUGGUCGAUUUCAGUGGAGGAGGGGGGCAUGCCGGCGCACUGCUCAUGAAGCAUAGGAACGAUGCAGGGCUGGCAGCUGCUGAGCUCUCAUUGGCUGUUGAGGCAGCUGUGCUGGCGACCAGGGCAGACGACACAGUGGGGACCACAGGGCAUCUCAUGCUUCAGCCGAACGCAGUGAACAGCGUGCCCCGCCAUGCACACUUGGAGAUUGACAUAAGGGAUAUUGACGAGGCGAGGCGGGAUGGCGUGGUGUCAAAAGUCAUGGCGGCCGUCAGGAGCAUUGCCGCCAGACGGAAAGUGAAGGUGGAGAGAAUGGAGCUGGUCAAUGCCGACCCGCCCGCCCAGUGCAGCAGCAUGGUGACGUCAGCAGUUUUGUCUGCAGUGCAGGAGCUGGGGCUGAGCCACCAGCGAAUGGUCAGCCGGGCGUAUCACGAUGCACUGUUCAUGGCGAGACUAGCUCCAACGGGCAUGAUCUUCAUUCCGUGCCGAGGAGGAGUGAGUCACCGCCCGGACGAGUUCACGUCCAAGGCCAACCUCGCCAACGGUGUGCGUGUGCUUGCUCUUACACUCGCCAAGCUCUCGCUGCAGUGA